AUGUGGAAUUACCUAUUUGGCGGAAACAAGCAACAGAAGAAGGAGUAUCCGAAGAAGGCCAUUGUUGAGUUACGUGAGCACAUCCAGAUGUUGAAUAAGAAGCGUUCACAUUUGGAGCUGCAGAUUGCGGACCAGGAUGCUUUAGCACGGAAAUAUAUCACUACCAACAAGGCAUUGGCCAAGAAUGCGUUGAAGAGAAAGAAGGGCUACGAGGCAAACUUGAUGAAGAUAGAGAACCAGAUCGACUCGUUGGAGACGCAACUCACUUCGAUUGAGGGCGCAAACUUGAACUUGGAAACUAUGAAGGCCAUGAAGCAAGGUGCACAAGCCAUGAAGCAAAUCCACGGAGAAUACGACGUGGACAAGGUCGAGAAUACGAUGGACGACAUCAGAGAACAGGUCGAGUUGGCGGACGAGAUAUCCGAAGCCAUAUCAAGACCGGUGGGCACAGAAUUUGUCGACGAGGACGAAUUGGACGAGGAGCUCGCCAUGUUACAAGAAGAAGAAAAAGAACACAAACAGCAAACUCCUGCCCAAAAGGCCCCUGUCGCCAAGGUGUCGGCCCCAGAAGAAGAAAUGCCAGACUUCCCUACCGUCAACAAGAACAAGCCUGCGGCUUCCACCGAAGACGACGAGGACGAGGAAGCUUUGAAGGCAUUACAAGCAGAAAUGGGUCUUUAA
Molecule: messenger RNA, 681 nt
Organism: Debaryomyces hansenii CBS767
Lineage: Eukaryota; Fungi; Ascomycota; Pichiomycetes; Serinales; Debaryomycetaceae
Gene: SNF7
Product: ESCRT-III subunit protein
Exons: 1
Coding region: 1-681 (226 amino acids)
Biological process (GO): late endosome to vacuole transport via multivesicular body sorting pathway; vesicle budding from membrane
Cellular component (GO): ESCRT III complex; cytoplasmic side of plasma membrane; multivesicular body
Source: RefSeq, a predicted model, not a curated record